AGCCAGCCAGUGGGUGUAGCUGUUAAACCUGUAAUGUCUCAUAUGCAGCCAGAUGCAUGGGACAGACUAUUCAUUUGUGAACAGAUCUGAGGAAGAGGAACCAUGUGUCUAAACACGGGUCCUCCAUGCCACUGUCUGACGGAGGGCAAUCCUUGUGAACCAUGCAGACUGACGGCCAAAGACAAGGAGAUGGAGGAGGUCGAAGUCCAUCUGUCCAAUAACAUCAGCGCAACGAGUCAAGCAUCGGUCACGUGUGACACCGAUCUGAACGUCUCUCACACCGCAGCUGGGAGCAAGAAGAGCCGAAACUGGGGAUGGAUAGUGUCUGUGGUCAUCUGUAUAAACAUUUUGCUGCCGGGAUGUGCCUUGGCCAGUGGCACUGCACACAACGACAUUGACAUCAAAACCACGGACCUGCAGAUUUUCCAAAUUAUCCUUAUCAUCCUCACGUCCACCUGGAUGAUCUAUUACUCCAUCUUUGUGGCCAGGAAUGAAAAUGCUGUUGUUUUCAAGGAUUCCCAUGCUGGACCGAUAUGGCUCAGGGGGGGACUUGUGCUUUUUGGAUUGUUGAGCAUUAUCAUGGAUAUUUUCAAGAUAGCCAGCUAUGUGGGCUACCUCCACUGUGACUCUGGCGUUAAGGUUGCUUUCCCUGUGGUGCAAUUCGUUUUUUUACUUGUGCAGACAUGCUUCUUUUGGCUCCAUGCAAAGGACUGUGUGCAGCUGCAAAGGAAUUUAACACGCUGUGGGCUGAUGCUCACCCUCUCCACAAACCUGGUCGUGUGGAUGACAGCGGUCACUGAGGAAUCAGUUCACCAUACAACCAUUCCCGACUAUGAGAGCAACACCACUAAACUCUCCGGAAGAAACAUGUACAUCAGUAAAGCAGGUUAUGGAGACAGCAGCUGCAAGUGCAGCCACACUUCAUGUAGUAUCUUCAAAUCGGCCUACUACUAUCUGUACCCUUUCAAUAUCGAGUACAGUCUCUUUGCUUCUGCCAUGGCCUAUGUCAUGUGGAAAAAUGUAGGCCGAGUAGUAGAUGAUCACCCCCAUCACAAAUUCAAAAUUCAUCCGAAAGAUGCAUUUCUUGGUCCUGUGACAGGAGUUCUCAUAGUCAUAGCAGGUCUGGCAACCUUUAUAGCAUAUGAGAUGGAGAUGGUAAACGAUAGCCAGGACGACAGUGUAAAAGACAGAGCCAUGAUGAUGCACUUUGCCAUGAACAUAGUCAUAGUCACCACGAUGUCCGUCGCCACUGUGAUCGGCUGUGUAGCCUACAGAGCAGACCACAGGGAGCAUAAUUCUGAUAAAAAUCCAACACGUAACUUGGAUGUGGGGCUGCUGGUGGGAGCCUCACUGGGACAAUUCAUCAUCAGCUAUUUCACUAUUAUAGCCAUGAUAGAAACCGGAGCCAAAGGCUAUUUAAAUAGGCUUAAUCUGACUUGGGCUAUCCUGAUGGUGAUCCAGUUGGGCCUGCAGAACUUAUUCUUAAUCGAAGGCUUGCAUCGGGAGCCCUACCAUGAGCUGCUGCCAGUCACUGUGGUUUCAAAUCCAUAUGUGCUGCAGCCAGGCAAAGAUGUGAGCGGCCACGAGGAAUCAAACAUGGAUAAAAAGGCCGGCGAAGUAACCGCAGAGCACAUUGCGCACGGACACACGACCGAGCACCAACACAAACUGUCAUGGAAGAGGCGGGUGUUAAAGGAGGUCUGUGCAUUUCUGCUGCUGGGCAACGUCAUUCUGUGGAUCAUGCCAGCAUUCGGUGCUCGUCCUCAGUUCGACCACGACGCAGAAACGGAAUUCUUCACCUUUGACAUAUGGGCGGCUGUCGUCAACGUUGCCCUUCCGUUUGGCAUCUUUUACCGCAUGCAUUCAGUCGCCAGUCUGUUUGAGGUUUUUCUGACCUCGUAACACAACAGUUUGUCAAGCUAUAUGUUUUUUGUUUGUUUUUGAAAUUAUGAAACCGUUUUAUAUUCGUGUUAGAGGUACUUUGUUUCCAACAUGCUUUUGUUAUUUCUCCACAAAAGAAAGUCAUUAUUUUUCACUAUUUUUUCAAGUAGAUGUUGACUGAAGAAUAUGAUCCCGUGUUGUUGCUCAUACAGCCUGUAAAUGUGACGAAGAUGAAAAUGUAUUCCGAAUUUUUUUCAUGUUGAUGUUGAUCUUGAACAAUUUAAUGUUUCAUGCUGUGAAUGCACAUAAUAAAACAGCUGAAUGAAAA
This is a messenger RNA of Solea senegalensis (Senegalese sole), 2209 nucleotides long. RefSeq names its product proton channel OTOP2-like. Gene Ontology annotation, biological process: proton transmembrane transport. NCBI's taxonomy places the organism in Eukaryota, Metazoa, Chordata, Actinopteri, Pleuronectiformes, Soleidae. The transcript is spliced from 6 exons. Gene Ontology annotation, cellular component: membrane. Gene Ontology annotation, molecular function: proton channel activity. The coding region runs from base 103 to 1902 and encodes 599 amino acids. The record is from RefSeq and is a predicted model, not a curated record.